AUGGAUCGUCUUCCACAACUGAGGGCAGCGGCCGGCCUCGAGCCCUCGCCGGCACCGGCCACCAUCUCCCUCUCCCCAUGCUCGUCGCCACAAAACUACAGCCCGAAGGAGGGCGGCGCACCAGUCCAAGUAGCCUUCACUAUACCUCCAAGCGAAAUCGAUCAAGACACAAUAGACACCCUCGACGCCUUCUACGGCGACGUGGCUGCGGUUCUGGGCAGCGUCAAGACGAUCCGUGCCGCAAUGCACGAACUGCAGCAGAAGCACACGGAAAACAUGCAGACCGUCGACGAGGCGCGCUCCAAGGCACUGCGCAGCGAGAUCGACGAGCUGUCACGCGAGACCGGCAACGCGGCCAAGGCGGCGAAGGAGAAGCUCGACGCGAUGUCCACGAGCACGGCCAAGCUGAAGAGCGUGCCGGACAGCGUGCAGGCCAACAGCGCCAUCAUCCGCAUCGAGGAGAACCAGUAUAUGCACCUCGUGCUGAAGUUGACCAUGGCCAUGGCCGAGUACCAGCGCCAGCAGUCCUCCAACGAGGCCUACUACAAGGCGCAGACGCAGCGGCAGAUCAAGAUCAAGUACACCAACCCCGACGGCAGCGCCAUCGACGACUCGACAGCAGCGCAGCUGGCAGAGCAGGUGAUGGAGAACGACACGUCUAGCUCCAUUUUCCAGCAGAGCAAGGAGGUACUCGCCUCCAUCAUCGAGACGCGCAACGACAUCUACCGCAUCGAGCAGUCCAUGCGUGACCUGAACCAGCUCUUCAACGACCUAGCCUUCCUGGUGAAGGAGCAGGGUGAGCUCAUGGACGUGAUUCUCGCCAAUGUGCAGCAGAGCACGCGGUAUGUGGAGAAGGGUCGCGAGGCGCUGAAGAAGGCGCGCCGGUAUCAGAAGAAGAGCCGCAAGAAGCUGCGCUGCCGGGUGGUUCGAAAUCCGUAUGUCGAAAAGACGGUGGAGGAUUACUGUCCUUGGAAGGAAGCCGCUGUCUGGGUACUCCGGCCCUGUUGUCUGGAAGACGAAAAGUGGGCGGCCUGA
This is a messenger RNA of Leishmania mexicana MHOM/GT/2001/U1103, 1035 nucleotides long. RefSeq names its product Qa-SNARE protein. Gene Ontology annotation, cellular component: plasma membrane; endomembrane system; SNARE complex. The coding region runs from base 1 to 1035 and encodes 344 amino acids. The transcript has a single exon. NCBI's taxonomy places the organism in Eukaryota, Euglenozoa, Kinetoplastea, Trypanosomatida, Trypanosomatidae. Gene Ontology annotation, biological process: vesicle fusion; exocytosis; intracellular protein transport. Gene Ontology annotation, molecular function: SNAP receptor activity; SNARE binding. The record is from RefSeq and is a predicted model, not a curated record.